Saitoella complicata NRRL Y-17804 is the source of this 3491-nucleotide messenger RNA. RefSeq names its product cysteine proteinase. Lineage: Eukaryota; Fungi; Ascomycota; Saitoellomycetes; Saitoellales; Saitoellaceae. The record is from RefSeq and is a predicted model, not a curated record. Bases 150 to 3428 code for a protein of 1092 amino acids. Gene Ontology annotation, molecular function: protein binding; nucleic acid binding; poly(A)-specific ribonuclease activity. The transcript has 9 exons. Gene Ontology annotation, cellular component: PAN complex; P-body. Gene Ontology annotation, biological process: mRNA processing; nuclear-transcribed mRNA poly(A) tail shortening.
CGUACGCGCUCAUCACCUGAACAUUUCGGACGGCCAUUGUAGAAGCAGCUGAGUACCACUUGAGGCUCUGAUUUUCUGUUGACGCGUUUCGACACUCCGACUUUGACGCCUGUCUUUUUCGCCGGUGCAUAUAGCAUACAGGGAGCAUAAUGGAUGAGUGGAGGGAGAUCACUCGAACCGGCGAUCCAAUAGGUCUGCCGCCGGCACGAAAGCCUGCCAUCUCAGCGCUCUCCUUUGAUGUGGACCAUGACCUGGUGUGGGCAGGUGACGAGAAUGGUCGUCUCUUCUCGUUAUACGGGCCCGAACUACGGAAAUACACGAGCUUCAAGGCACACAGCGGACCAGUCAAGCAGCUCUUAUCAAACGAGCGUGGGAUCAUCUCGGUUGGUGACACUAUACGGAUGACCAACAGGAGGGGAAUGGCGAGAUGGACCAUAAACGAUGACAGUGUGCAAGACCUUCAAUGCAUGACAUAUACCGGACGAGGAGCCUCCGAAAUCCUGGUGGCCGGAAUGCAGAACGACAUGCUGGUCGUAAAUAUUGAUAGAGGGACGGUUAUUCAGAAGGAACCUGGACCAGAGCAGACUGCGGUCAUGAGACGGGGGCGGAUGAUUUGUGCAGGGUCAUCGACGGGAGAGGUUUCAUUGCUGGAUCCGAAGACAUUCAAGGUACAGCAUCGUUUCGCGGCGCAUACAGGGACCAUCACGGACAUGGAUACACAAGGAAAUCUGCUAUUGACCUGUGGUUUCUCAGCACGGCAUGGACAGUACGUGUUGGAUCCCAUCGUGAAAGUCUUUGACCUGCGCACAAUGAGACCACUGGUGCCUAUCCCAUUCCCAGCUGGACCGACCUUUAUCCGCAUGCACCCGAAGCUGCCUUCAGCGAUCAUCACCGCACAGAUGGGUCAGUAUCACAUCACUGACGUGAACAACGUGUCCGACCUCAAGUUGCGACAAGCCACCACAGUAUCCUUCAUUUCAGCUGUCGACCUCUCGCCGUCAGGUGAUGCAUUUGCGUUGGCUGAUGCUGAUGGCAUUGUGCAGUUGUGGGGCACGUCAGAUGAGCCAUCGUUUUCGGAGUUUGCUUCGCCUGUGGAUUGGCCUGAUCCUGUCGUAACUCCACCAAAAGUUGAGUUCAAAGAUGAUACUCCCCUGAACAUGAUUGGGAUGUCCUAUUACCGCGAGGAGCUGCUAUCUUCUUGGCCUGCAACCAUGCUUUUCGAAGUUGGCAAUCCGUCACCCCAAAUCGACCCCGAAGUGCUUGCGACUAUGAAGACAGUUGACUUUGUCGGUUAUGCGCCGAACCCACGACGGAAGCUUCGGAAUCAAGUCGAAAAGAACCCAGAUAUUGAGAAGAUGCGUGGUGCGAAUAAUCGCGGCCCUAGGUUUAGAAGUGAGCGAGACAAGCUUGGACUUUCGGCCGGACCGGAUGGGAGUGUCACGUUUGAGGAUAUGGAAGACGAUGUACUGGGUCCUUCGAACGUACCACGGUACUAUCGUAAGGUCGAAAUCCAGUACAGUAAGUUUGGUAUUGAGGAUUUUGACUUCGGGUUUUACAACAAGACAGCUUUUGCUGGCCUUGAAACGCAUAUUCCGAAUUCAUAUUGCAAUGCUCUGCUUCAGAUGUACCACUUUAUCCCACAUCUACGACGGAUGUCUCUUGCGCAUAUGUCUGCGAGCUGUUCUCGACAUAAGUGUAUGUUUUGCGAGCUGGGAUUCUUGUCCAACAUGCUGCAAGACGCAAAGGGACAGAAUUGUCAUGCGAGCAACUUCCUACGGACGCUGAAGUCGAUGAAGCAAGCCUCUGCGCUUGGGUUGCUUGACGGUGAAGACGGCAUCGAUGGCAAGAUCGCAUCUCGAGCACCAACGAUCCAAUCGUUCAACAGAUUCUUCUUGGAUCAGAUCAAUAUGGAGGGGAGAGAGACCGAUCAGCAACCGGCUGCUACCAGCAUUCCUGCAGACCUUAUGGGUAUGAACAUCACGACCCUGAUGCGAUGCACUGCGUGUGCUUCAGAGUCCGUCAAGCCUUCCACCAACAUGGUCUUUGACUUGAUAUAUCCCAAGCCACAUACGAACCGCCGGGAACCCCCGGUUCCCUCCUUCUCGUCGGUUCUCCGAGCCAGCAUCCAUCGCGAAGGCCAAACUCGUGCGUGGUGCAACAACUGCCGUCAGUAUCAGCUUCUCGGUACUCGUAAGCUGGUCCGCAACUUGCCGCCAGUGCUGAGCUUGAACGCUGCCGUGCUUACGCCAGAUCAAUGGCAGUGUUGGGCGUCAAAAUCAUGGCCACCACCUCGUAUCGGGUUGAGCCUCAUCAACAAUCGAGUGACCUGCAUUCACGGAAGAGAUCUGGAAAAGAAGACGAAUGACAGCCGCGUGCACAUUUACGAACUUACGAGUAUCGUAACGGAGAUUCGUGCUGACAAGAACGACACGCAUUUGAUCGCUCUUGUCAAGAUUCCUGCGAACGAUCUGAGCCCAGAGCAGACUGGAAACGAAAGCCCGUGGUAUCUUUUCAAUGACUUCUUGGUAAAGAAUGUGAGUGAGGAGGAGGCACUGGGUUUCCCGGGUGCAUGGAAGGUACCGGCGGUUCUCUGUUAUCAGCAAGUCAACGUUGAAGAAGCGAUUACUUUGAACCUACCGAAGCCUGACAUGAGCAUCCUGUACCAAGAUUACUCGAUUGCUGCUGCACGCGAUUUCCGUAACUUCACUGCAGAAAUCUUGGAUCCCUCAGAACUACCUGGCCCAGAUUUCGUUGCGGCUAUAGAUGCGGAGUUCGUUGCUAUGCAACAAGAGGAAACAGAAGUCCGCAGUGAUGGUACGAAGUCGACGAUCAGACCCAGUGUCUUGGGUCUGGCUAGGGUAUCUGUGCUCCGAGGAAAGGGUGAGAAGGAAGCCGUGCCAUUCAUCGACGACUACAUCGCGACUGAUGAGCCUGUAAUCGAUUACCUGACUGAAUUCUCGGGUAUUCGCCAAGGUGACCUUGACGUAGGUCUUUCACGGCACACCUUGCUUCCGUUGAAGAUGGCGUACAAGAAGUUGCGGUUGCUAGUAAACCUUGGUUGCAAGUUCCUUGGACAUGGACUGGCGAAGGAUUUGCGAAUCAUCAACAUUAUCAUCCCGAAAGAGCAGAUCAUCGACACAGUCGAUCUCUUCUACCUGAAGAGCAGACAUAGAAAACUUUCUCUGCGAUUCCUCGCCUGGUACAUCCUUCAUGAAGAGAUUCAGCAAGAUACUCAUGACUCCAUUGAGGAUGCACGAACCGCAUUACGUCUUCAUCAGAAGUAUCUGGAGUACGAGGAGGCAGGAGUACUUGAGACGAUUCUUCAUGAUCUUUACAAUACUGGACGCAAACAUAAUUUUCGUCCUCCGGUAAAGGCUGAAGUGGAACAUGCACCUCCAGCGAUAGAGGCGGCUUUUGGCGGAGAUUAGACAAAGACUUUAGCAAAAACAAAAUUAAACGUGUAGUAAUGAAACAGGUCGCUACGUCCGGAG